UUGUUGGAGACCGAACCACUGCAAGGAAGAGAUGAAGAUGCAAUAGCCAGUGCUGACUCCCCUAGCAUGCUCUCCGAGGAAGAAAAAGAAGAGUUAAAGGCAGAACUAGUUCAGCUGGAAGACGAAAUUACAACCUUACGACAAGUUUUAUCAGCGAAAGAAAGGCGUCUUGUGGAGAUAAAACAAAAACUCGGCAUGAACCUGAUGAAUGAAUUAAAACAGAACUUUAGCAGAGGCUGGCAUGACGUGCAGACCACUACUGCCUACAAGAAAACACAUGAAACCCUGAGUCAUGCGGGGCAGAAGGCAACUGCGGCUUUCAGCAACGUUGGGACAGCCAUCAGCAAGAAGUUUGGAGACAUGAGGUCUCAUUCCAUCGGCUACUCCAUUCGCCAUUCCAUAAGUAUGCCUGCAAUGAGGAAUUCUCCUACUUUCAAAUCAUUUGAGGAGAGGGUUGAGACAACUGUCACAAGCCUUAAGACGAAAGUAGGCGGGGCGAACCACGGCGGCGGCAGCUUCGAGGAGGUGCUGAGCUCCGCGGCCCACGCCAGCGCGCAGAGCUCGGCCGGCGGCCCCCGGCUGGCCGAGGGGGCGGAGCUACAGUGCUAG
This is a messenger RNA of Budorcas taxicolor (takin), 609 nucleotides long. RefSeq names its product TPD52 like 1 (gene TPD52L1). The record is from RefSeq and is a predicted model, not a curated record. Bases 67 to 609 code for a protein of 180 amino acids. Gene Ontology annotation, cellular component: cytoplasm. NCBI's taxonomy places the organism in Eukaryota, Metazoa, Chordata, Mammalia, Artiodactyla, Bovidae. Gene Ontology annotation, biological process: positive regulation of apoptotic signaling pathway; positive regulation of MAP kinase activity. The transcript is spliced from 7 exons.